AUGGAAACUGAAAUUGAAGAGCACAUUUCACAAAAAUAUGAAAUUAAAAAACGUCUUGGCAAAGGGGCUUAUGGGAUUGUCUGGAAAGUAGCUGACAAAAAGACAAGAAAAAUUUUGGCACUGAAGAAAAUAUUUGAUGCAUUUAGAAAUCGAACUGACGCCCAGAGAACAUUUCGAGAGAUAAUGUUCCUCAUGGCAUUCGGAGAUCAUCCCAAUAUCAUUAAAUUGUAUGAUGUCCUAAAAGCUCACAACAACAAAGAUAUCUAUCUGGUGUUUGAACACAUGGAGACAGAUUUGCAUAAUGUGAUAAAGAAAGGUGAUAUAUUGCAAGAUAUUCACGUGCGGUUUGUCAUGUAUCAACUCUUUAAAGCCUUGAAAUACCUACAUUCUGGAAAUGUUAUUCAUCGAGAUUUAAAACCAUCAAAUGUCCUGCUGAACAGUGAAUGUCAGGUUAAGAUGUGUGAUUUUGGACUCGCCCGAUCGCUUUCGCAGAUUCCGGUUGAUGAGGAGGGCUCUCCUAACCUCACCGAGUACAUCGCCACCAGAUGGUACAGGGCGCCUGAAAUAUUGCUGGCAUCCCACAGGUACACGGCAGGCAUCGACCAAUGGAGCAUGGGUUGCAUUCUUGGGGAAAUGUUUCUCGGAAAACCUCUUUUCCCUGGUUCUUCCACUCUCAAUCAGCUGGAAAGAAUCAUGUCCAUUAUCGAUAGACCAUCGCAAAAAGAUAUUGAAAGCAUGCAGUCUGAUUACGGAGCCACAGUCACUGAAGCCACUUCAAUUGUUUACAGAUCUCUUGAGGAACUGUUCCCUGCACGUGAUGAAGAUGGAUUCCACAUGCUGAAAAAUCUCCUACAAUUCAAUCCAGAUAAGAGGCUGACUUCAGAUCAAGCUUUAAAGCAUCCUUACGUAUUCAAGUUUCACAAGUCAGGCGAGGUGAUGGCGAUGGACCAUGAAGUGCUGCCGAUGCUGGAUGAUGCUGUCCAGCUAUCUCUCGAUCAAUACAGAGAUAAGUUGUAUUCCGUAGGUCUU
This is a messenger RNA of Helobdella robusta, 1029 nucleotides long. RefSeq lists its product as hypothetical. Lineage: Eukaryota; Metazoa; Annelida; Clitellata; Rhynchobdellida; Glossiphoniidae. Gene Ontology annotation, molecular function: MAP kinase activity; ATP binding. Gene Ontology annotation, cellular component: cytoplasm; nucleus. Gene Ontology annotation, biological process: protein phosphorylation; intracellular signal transduction. The record is from RefSeq and is a predicted model, not a curated record. The transcript has 8 exons. The annotation marks the transcript as partial.